AUGAGGAAAGAGAAUGAUCCCAAUAUCCAUGUCUACAAGGCAUGCGCUUACUAUGCGCUCUGCCAGUACCCGGAAGCAGAAGAGGAGGCCAAGCAGGCCCCUGAUAGUCCGCUCAAAACCCGGGUGCUGUUCCAGACAGCGCACAAGCGAAACGACGAGAGCGCAAUGAUGAUCCAUCAUCAGGCGCUCUCGGACAGCAAGGAAGAUCAGCUCUGUCUUGCAGCCAUCCAGUACCUCAGGAGCCACUUCCAGGAGGCGACGGACAUCUACAAGCGAAUGCUUGUCGAAGACCGGGACGAUCUGGCUCUCAACGUCUACAUCGCCUUCUGCUAUUACAAGCUGGACUACUACGAUGUUGCGCUAGAGAUCCUGCAGACUUACAUCACGCCACACCCGAACUCCAUCAUCGCGGUGAAUCUCAAAGCCUGCAGCCACUACCAGCUCUACAAUGGCAAGGCCGCCGAAGCAGAGCUCAAGGUUCUGCAGCAGAGCUCCCAGAGCGGCAACAUCUUCCAAGAGCACGACUUGCUGCAGCACAACCUUGUGGUCUUCAGAAAUGGGGAAAAUGCCAUACAGAUCUUGCCGCCGCUUCUGGAUAUCAUCCCGGAGGCCCGGCUGAACUUAGUGAUCUACCACCUGCGGCUUGGUGAGGCAAUGGAAGCCUACAACCUGAUCAAGGACUUGGAGCCCUCGAUGCCUCGAGAGUACAUCCUCAAAGGUGUCGUCUUCGCAGCCCUUGGCCAGGCGACGAACUCGCAGGAACAUCUGAAGCUGGCGCAGCAGCUCUUCCAGCUGGUUGGGGCGUCCGCCUCGGAGUGUGACACCAUUCCAGGCCGACAAUGCAUGGCCUCUUGCUUCUUCCUCCUGCGGCAGUUCGAAGAUGUCCUGGUGUACUUGAAGUCGAUCAAAGCCUACUUCAACAACGACGACGACUUCAACUGGAACUAUGGCGUAGCCUGCGCUUCUGCUGGAGAUUAUCGGGAGGCCAAGGAAGCCUUCCUGCAGAUUCAGAACGAGAAAUAUCGUUCUGAGUUUUGCUUCCUCAGCUGGCUGACGCGUUGCCACAUCAUGAGCAACGAGCCCGACCGCGCAUGGGAGAUGUAUGUUCGAAUGGAGACGAGCAACGAGUCUUUCAACCUCCUCCACUUAAUCGCAAAUGACUGUUACAAGAUGGGACAGUUCUACUAUGCGUGCAAAGCCUUCGACGUCCUAGAACGCUUGGAUCCAGAUCCAGAGUUCUGGGAAGGAAAGAAGGGCGCUGCCAUUGGCGUCUUCCAGCGUGUCGUAGCGGGGAAAGAUUCCGCCGAUAAGCUGAGAGAGGUGGUCCACCUCCUGCAAAGCUCCAGCAAUCCACAGGUGGAGUAUAUUGUCAACCGCGUCAUCAAGAAGUGGGCCAAAGAGAAUCGCAUCAAGCUUGACUGA
Molecule: messenger RNA, 1422 nt
Organism: Symbiodinium natans
Lineage: Eukaryota; Dinophyceae; Suessiales; Symbiodiniaceae
Source: the annotation of a GenBank genome assembly